Messenger RNA from Erinaceus europaeus (western European hedgehog), 7213 nucleotides. RefSeq names its product ATP binding cassette subfamily A member 4 (gene ABCA4). Gene Ontology annotation, biological process: transmembrane transport; visual perception; lipid transport. NCBI's taxonomy places the organism in Eukaryota, Metazoa, Chordata, Mammalia, Eulipotyphla, Erinaceidae. The transcript is spliced from 50 exons. Gene Ontology annotation, molecular function: lipid carrier activity; ABC-type transporter activity; ATP hydrolysis activity. The record is from RefSeq and is a predicted model, not a curated record. Gene Ontology annotation, cellular component: plasma membrane; intracellular membrane-bounded organelle. Bases 1 to 6810 code for a protein of 2269 amino acids.
AUGGGCUUUGUGAGACAAAUCCAGCUCCUGCUGUGGAAGAACUGGACCCUGAGGAAAAGGCAAAAGAUGCGAUUUGUGGUGGAACUCGUGUGGCCUUUAUCUUUGUUUCUGGUGUUGAUCUGGUUAAGGAAUGUCAAUCCGCUCUACAGCCAACAUGAAUGCCAUUUCCCCAACAAGGCGAUGCCCUCAGCAGGAAUGUUGCCAUGGCUACAGGGAAUUUUUUGCAAUGUGAAUAAUCUGUGUUUCCAGAAUCCCACCCUGGGAGAAUCUCCUGGAAUUGUGUCAAACUACAACAACUCCAUCUUGGCAAGGGUGUAUCGAGAUUUUCAAAAACUUCUGGUGGAUGCCCCAGAGAGCCAACACCUUGGCCGUGUUUGGACAGAGCUCCGCACCUUGUCUGAACUCAUGGACACCCUCCGCACUCACCCUGAGAGAAUUGCUGGUAGAGGAAUACGAAUUCAGGAUGUCCUUAAAAAUGAAGAAACACUGACACUAUUUCUCAUGAAGAACAUCGGCCUGACUGACUCAGUGGUCCACCUUCUGGUCAACUCCCAAGUCCGGCCAGAGCAGUUUGUUCACGGAGUCCCAAACCUGAUGCUAAAGGACAUCGCUUGUAGUGAGGCCCUCCUGAAGCGUUUCCUGAUCUUCAGCCAGCGACGAGGGGCACAGACAGUGCGUGAUGCCCUGUGCCCACUCUCUCAGGGUACCCUGCAGUGGAUGGAGGACACACUGUAUGCCAACAUUGACUUCUUCAAGCUCUUUCGUGUGUUUCCUACACUUCUCGACAGAAGUUCUCAAGGCAUUGAUUUGAGGUCCUGGGGAAGAAUAUUAUCUAAUAUGUCACCAAGAAUCCAAGAGUUUAUCCAUCAACCAAGUGUUCAGGACCUGCUGUGGGUGACCAGGCCUCUUGUACAAACUGACAGUCCAAGGACCUUCACAGAGCUGAUGGGCAUCCUGUCCAACCUCUUUUGUGGCUACCCAGAGGGAGGAGGCUCUCGGGUAUUCUCCUUUAACUGGUAUGAAGACAACAACUACAAAGCCUUCUUGGGAAUUGACUCCACAAAAAAAGAUCCCAUCUAUUCAUACAACACAAGAACAACAACCUUUUGUAACGCAUUGAUCCAGAGCCUGGAGUCAAACCCUCUCACCAAAAUAGCCUGGAGGGCAGCAAAACCUUUGCUGAUAGGGAAAAUCCUCUUUACUCCUGAUGCCCCUGCAGCACGCAGGGUACUGAAAAAUGCCAACUCAACUUUUGAAGAGCUGGAGCGCUUCAGAAAUCUUAUCAAAGCCUGGGAAGAAGUGGGUCCCCAGAUCUGGUACUUCUUUGACAGGAGCACUCAGAUGACCAUGAUCAGGGAUACCCUGGAGAAUCCAACAGUAAAAGACUUUCUGAAUAAGCAGCUUGAUGAAGAAGGUAUUACUGCUGAAGCUGCCCUGAACUUCCUAUAUAAUGGCCCAAGAGGGAGUAGGGCUGAUGACCUGGCUAACUUUGACUGGAAGGAUGUGUUUAAUGUCACAGAUCACACCUUACGCCUGGUGAAUCAGUACCUGGAGUGCUUGGUCCUGGAUAAGUUUGAAAGCUAUGAUGAUGAAAUUCAGCUCACCCAACGAGCCCUGUCUCUGCUGGAGGAAAACAGGUUCUGGGCUGGUGUGGUGUUCCCUGACAUGUACCCCUGGACCAGCUCCCUGCCAGCCCAUGUGAAGUACAAGAUCCGGAUGGAUAUUGAUGUGGUGGAGAAAACCAAUAAGAUCAAAGACAGGUACUGGGAUUCUGGCCCCAGAGCUGAUCCUGUGGAAGAUUUCCGCUACAUCUGGGGAGGAUUUGCUUAUCUUCAGGACAUGAUUGAACUGGGCAUUACUAGGAGUCAAGUCCAAACCAAGUCUCCCAUUGGAAUCUAUCUGCAGCAGAUGCCUUAUCCCUGUUUUGUUGAUGACUCUUUUAUGAUCAUCCUAAACCGCUGUUUCCCUAUCUUCAUGGUGCUGGCUUGGAUCUACUCUGUCUCAAUGACUGUAAAGAGCAUCGUUUUAGAGAAGGAGUUAAGACUGAAGGAGACCUUAAAAAAUCAGGGUGUUUCUAAUGCAGUGAUUUGGUGUACCUGGUUUCUGGACAGUUUCUCCAUCAUGUCAAUGAAUAUCUUCCUCCUGACAAUAUUCAUCAUGCAUGGAAGAAUCCUUCAUUACAGCAAUCCCUUCAUCCUCUUCUUCUUCCUGUUGGCUUUCUCUACUGCGACCACCAUGCAAUGCUUCCUGCUCAGCACCUUCUUCUCCAGGGCCAGCCUGGCAGCAGCCUGCAGUGGUGUCAUUUACUUGACUCUCUACUUACCGCACAUUCUCUGCUUUGCCUGGCAAGACCGAAUGACAGCCGACCUGAAGAUGGUUGUGAGCCUGCUGUCUCCUGUGGCAUUUGGGUUUGGCACUGAGUACCUGGUUCGAUUUGAGGAGCAAGGCCUUGGGCUGCAGUGGAACAAUAUUGGGAACAGCCCAGUAGAAGGGGAUGAAUUCAGUUUUCUGAUGUCCAUGAAGAUGAUGCUCCUUGAUUCAGCACUCUAUGGUCUCCUUGCCUGGUAUCUCGACCAGGUAUUUCCAGGGGACUAUGGAACCCCACUUCCUUGGUACUUCCUUCUACAAGAGUCCUAUUGGAUGGGUGGUGAAGGGUGUUCAACUAGAGAAGAAAGGGCCCUGGAGAAGACUGAACCUAUAACAGAGGAAAUGGAAGACUCAGAACACCCAGAAGGAAUAAAGGACUCCUUCUUUGAACGUGAACUCCCAGGCUUGGUCCCUGGCGUGUGUGUGAAGAAUCUAGUAAAGAUUUUUGAGCCUUAUGGUCGGCCAGCUGUAGACCACCUUAACAUCACCUUCUAUGAGAACCAGAUCACUGCGUUCCUGGGUCACAAUGGAGCAGGGAAAACCACCACUUUGUCCAUCCUGACAGGUCUGUUGCCGCCAACAUCAGGGACUGUGCUCAUUGGGGGUAAAGACAUUGAAACCAGCCUGGAUGAAGUCCGGCAGAGCCUUGGCAUGUGUCCGCAGCACAACAUCCUGUUCCACCACCUCACAGUGGCUGAACACAUCCUAUUCUAUGCCCAGCUGAAAGGGAAGUCUUGGGAGGAAGCCAAGCUGGAGAUGGAAGCCAUGUUGGAGGACACCGGUCUCCACCACAAGAGGAAUGAAGAAGCUCAGGACCUGUCAGGUGGCAUGCAGAGGAAGCUUUCCGUUGCGAUUGCCUUUGUGGGAGAUGCGAAGGUGGUAAUUCUGGACGAACCUACCUCUGGGGUGGACCCCUACUCGAGACGCUCAAUCUGGGACCUGCUUCUGAAAUAUCGCUCAGGUAGAACCAUCAUCAUGUCCACGCAUCAUAUGGAUGAGGCCGACCUCCUCGGGGACCGCAUUGCCAUCAUUUCUCAGGGAAAGCUCUACUGUUCAGGCACUCCACUCUUCCUCAAGAACUGCUUUGGCACAGGCUUCUACCUAACCUUAGUGCGCAAGAUGAAAAACAUCCAGAGCCAAAGAACCUGCAAGGGGACCUGUAGCUGUGCAGCUAAGGGCCUCUCUGUGAAGUGUCCUGCCAGCCCAGAUGAGAUAACUCCUGAACAAGUCUUGGACGGGGAUGUGAAUGAGCUGAUUGAUAUGGUUUCCCACCAUGUUCCAGAGGCACAACUGGUGGAAUGCAUUGGUCAAGAACUUAUCUUCCUUCUUCCAAAUAAGAAUUUCAAGCAGAGAGCAUAUGCCAGCCUUUUCAGAGAGCUGGAGGAGGCACUGGCUGACCUAGGACUCAGUAGCUUUGGAAUUUCUGAUACUCCCCUGGAAGAGAUUUUUCUGAAGGUCACAGAGGACUCUGAUUCUGGGCCUCUAUUUGCUGGCCGCACUCAGCAGAAAAGAGAAAACCUCAACUUUCGACACCCCGGUGUGGAUCCUACAGAGAGGGUCAGACAGACUUCCCAGGGCUCCAACAGCUGCUCAGUAGAACCAACUCUGCCUGAUGGCCAGUCUCCUGGGGAAUCACGAGAGCACCACACACUCAACAGAGGAGCACGACUGGUCCUCCAGCAUAUGCAGGCACUGUUAGUCAAGCGAUUCCACCACUCAGUCAGAAGCCACAAGGAUUUCUUGGCUCAGAUUGUGCUUCCAGCCAUGUUUGUGUGUUUGGCUCUCAUGCUUUCUAUCAUUGUCCCUCCCUUUGGUGAAUAUCCUGCACUGACCCUUCACCCCUGGAUGUAUGGGCAGCAAUAUACCUUCUUCAGCAUGGACCAGCCAGGCAAUGAACAGCUUGAAGCACUAGCAGCCGUUCUCCUGGACAAGCCAGGCUUUGGCAACCGUUGCCUGAAAGACGAGUGGCUUCUGGAAUACCCCUGUGGCAAUUCAACGCCCUGGAAGACACCCUCUGUGUCUCCAAAUACCACCCACCUGUUCCAGAAGCAGAAAUGGACACCAGACAACCCCUCACCUUCCUGCAAGUGCAGCACCAGAGAGAAGCUGACCAUGCUUCCCGAAUGCCCUGAGGGCGCAGGGGGGCUCCCACCUCCACAGAGAAUGCAACGCAGCACUGAAAUUCUACAAGACCUCACCAACAGAAACAUCUCCGACUUCUUAGUGAAAACAUAUCCUGCUCUUAUAAGAAGCAGCUUAAAGAGUAAAUUCUGGGUCAAUGAACAAAGGUAUGGAGGCAUUUCCAUUGGAGGAAAGCUCCCGGCCCUCCCCAUCACCGGAGAUGCUCUUGUUGCAUUUUUAGGUGACCUUGGCCAGCUAAUGAAUGUGAGCGGGGGUCCUGUUACCAGAGAAGCUGCUAAAGAAAUGUCCGCUUUCCUUAAACAUUUAGAAACUGAAGACAACAUUAAGGUCUGGUUCAACAACAAAGGCUGGCAUGCCAUGGUCAGUUUUCUCAACGUGGCCCACAACGCCAUCUUACGGGCCAGCCUGCAGGAGAACAGGAACCCUGAGGAGCAUGGCAUCACCGUCAUAAGCCAGCCCCUGAACCUGACCAAGGAGCAGCUCUCAGAGAUUACAGUGCUGACCACCUCAGUGGAUGCUGUGGUUGCCAUCUGUGUGAUUUUCGCCAUGUCCUUUGUCCCAGCCAGCUUUGUCCUUUAUUUGAUCCAGGAGAGGGUGAACAAAGCUAAGCACCUUCAGUUUAUCAGUGGAGUGAGUCCCAUCACCUACUGGUUGACCAAUUUCAUCUGGGAUAUGAUGAACUAUGCUGUGAGUGCUGCAUUGGUGGUGGGCAUCUUUAUUGGGUUUCAGAAAAAAGCCUAUACUUCUCCAAACCAUCUUCCUGCUCUUGUUGCACUGCUCAUGCUGUAUGGAUGGGCAGUUAUUCCAAUGAUGUACCCAGCGUCCUUCCUGUUUGAUGUUCCCAGCACAGCCUAUGUGGCCCUGUCUUGUGCUAAUCUGUUCAUCGGCAUAAACAGCAGUGCCAUCACUUUUGUCUUGGAAUUAUUUGAGAAUAACCAGACUCUACUCAGGUUCAAUGCCAUGCUGAGGAAGCUGCUCAUUAUCUUCCCCCACUUCUGCCUGGGCCGAGGCCUCAUUGACCUUGCACUGAGCCAGGCUGUGACAGACGUCUAUGCACGCUUUGGUGAGGAGCACACUUCAAAUCCAUUUCAAUGGGACCUGAUUGGGAAGAACCUGGUUGCCAUGGCAGCAGAAGGGGUGGUCUACUUCCUGCUGACCCUUCUCACUCAACACCACUUCUUCUUAACCAGAUGGGUUGCUGAACCAGCUAAGGAGCCCAUCCUAGAUGAAGAUGAUGAUGUGGCUGAAGAAAGACAAAGAAUUGCUAAUGGAGGAAAUAAAACUGAUAUCUUAAGGCUGAAUAACCUGACCAAGAUAUAUUCCGGCACUUUCAGCCCAGUGGUGGACAGAUUGUGUGUGGGGGUUCGCCCUGGAGAGUGCUUUGGCCUCCUAGGGGUGAACGGAGCUGGCAAAACAACUACAUUCAAGAUGCUCACUGGUGACACCUCAGUGACCUCAGGUGAUGCCACUGUAGCUGGGAAGAGUAUUUUAACCAGUAUUUCUGACGUCCAUCAAAGUAUGGGCUACUGUCCUCAGUUUGAUGCCAUAGAUGACCUGCUCACAGGGAAAGAACACCUUUACCUUUAUGCCCGGCUUCGAGGGGUUCCGGCAGGUGAAAUUGACCAGGUUGCAAACUGGAGUAUUAAAAGUCUGGGCCUGUCUCUCUAUGCGGACCGCCUGGCCGGCACCUACAGUGGGGGCAACAAGCGCAAACUCUCCACAGCCAUCGCACUGAUAGGCUGCCCACCCCUGGUGUUGCUGGAUGAGCCCACUACAGGCAUGGACCCCCAGGCACGCCGAAUGCUAUGGAACACCAUCAUGAGCAUCAUCAGAGAAGGGAGGGCUGUGGUCCUCACAUCCCACAGCAUGGAAGAAUGUGAGGCCCUGUGCACCCGGCUGGCCAUCAUGGUGAAGGGUACCUUUCAGUGUCUGGGCACCAUUCAGCACCUCAAGUACAAGUUUGGAGAUGGCUACAUCGUCACAAUGAAAAUCAAAUCCCCAAAGGAUGACUUGCUUCCUGACCUAAAUCCUGUGGAGCAGUUCUUCCAGGGGAACUUCCCUGGCAGUGUGCAGAGGGAGAGGCACUACAACAUGCUGCAGUUCCAGGUCUCCUCAUCCUCCUUGGCAAGGAUCUUCCAGCUGCUCAUCUCCCACAAGGACAGCCUGCUCAUUGAGGAGUACUCAGUCACACAGACCACGCUGGACCAGGUAUUUGUGAACUUUGCUAAACAGCAGACUGAAACUCAUGACCUCCCUUUGCACCCUCGAGCUGCAGGAGCCAACCAACAAGCCAAGAUCUGAUCACCUUCCACCAGACACAUUUGCUGCAGCUGAACAGAAACUCUGAACACCUGGAAGUGCAGGAGCCUUUGUUAGAUGGGCAGCCAAUCCAGUCAGCCAGCAGAAGUAAUCCCUUGGCAGCAGAAACAAACACCAGGCACCCAGUCGACUCCAAAGGAGACUCUUUCAAAAAAGAACCAAAAUAACCUCCAUCAUCUGGAACAACUGAGGGUGAAGCUGAGCCAGCCAAAUGAAUACAAAGAAAGUCCUUUCACCCAAACUGCAGAAGCAGAAAUCCUAGUUCAACUGACUAUAAGUUUUUACCUUGAUAAUACUCUCAUCUCAACUUAAAAUAGAAUGUUCCUCCCUCCAUUCUCUCUCCCACUUUUAAGGAGAAAAUAAAAUGUAAAUGUACUUAUCACAA